This is a messenger RNA of Sinocyclocheilus anshuiensis, 5491 nucleotides long. Its product is annotated as transcription factor TFIIIB component B'' homolog. Gene Ontology annotation, biological process: RNA polymerase III preinitiation complex assembly. Lineage: Eukaryota; Metazoa; Chordata; Actinopteri; Cypriniformes; Cyprinidae. Gene Ontology annotation, molecular function: TFIIIC-class transcription factor complex binding. The coding region runs from base 123 to 5180 and encodes 1685 amino acids. The transcript is spliced from 28 exons. The record is from RefSeq and is a predicted model, not a curated record. Gene Ontology annotation, cellular component: transcription factor TFIIIB complex.
CGUUCCGGGCCUCACAUACAGUGCGCAACUGCGCAUGCCCAGUAACAAACAGCAAGCAUGGAGGACGUGAGCCGCUGAAGAUUUUACUAUAAAAUCACCCUGGAAUACCAAAUAAAAGAAACAUGAUACGCAGAUCGAGAAUCAGUGUUCGGCCCAAUGUAAAGCCCACAGGCCGAGCUCAGACAGCCUCUCGAGAUGCGUCUGUAGAUAAUGUUCAGCCUCCCCAGGCUUCUGCUGACUCCGCUCCAUCUGAGGGGUCAGAGGUCACGGUUGAUAAGUUGAAGACUGACCCACCUAUAGCAGCUUUGGAGUGGACCAAUGAGGAAGCAUCUCAGAGCAGCUGCCCGAGUGACCAGUUGGAGGCCACUAAACAUGGAGAGGAUGCAGCAUCUAAAAGUUCUGAUGCCCAGGAUUCAGCAAGCACCUCUGCGACUUCUGGCUCUCAGAGGAGGAAACGCUUCACAGCUCUGCCCAACCUGGCCAAACCACAAGCCUCUCCAGCCUCUUCCAGGACUCCUAAAUCCCCAUCCAAGUCCCCUGUAAAACCAGUAACACCCAGUGAGCCUGAAACCUCAACCCCCACUGAAGAGUCUUCCCUUCAGAUACCUGCGCCUGUCCAUAACCCCAGGCUUCCUGGAAGAUGGAGACCUUCUGGAGGAGGCAGACAGGCCAAAGUUCAGCCCAUCCCUGCAGCCCCACUGCAGAAUGACCAAGAGAUGCAAAAGGAUGGGGGAUUGGAGGAUACUCUUGUGCCAUUGACCAUUCAGCAAGGGGAGUCCCAACAUCCACUUAUAACUUCCCAACCUGAUACCGUUUUGGACAGUGAAAACCCUCCGGCUCGUUCUGCUGUGGAAGACUUGGUUGUACAACAGGAGAGUGAUUCUGGGCCGUCUCCGGGCCAGAGCCAAAUGGAUCUGUUAAGAGAAAGACUUCAUAAACUUAAGACGCCAUCGAAGAUAAUCAAAUCCUUGAAAUCUCUGAACGACCCAGCAGACAUGGUCAGGUUAGCUCAGGGACGGAAACUUCGGGAGCUUCUUAAAAAAGAAAUGAACAAACGAAAGGAAGACAAGAAGAAACCCAAGAUGGGAAUCAAAGAAUGCAAAGCACCCAAAGACCACACUAAAAUGACCAUGAGAGAGCUGAUCUAUUACCUGCCUGUUUCCAACCCAAUGAAGUCUUUCACAGAAGAGGAGCAGAAAGCAUCAGAGACAGUAUUAGAUGACUCUCCUACACCAACGCCUUCUAAGACUCCAGCUGCUCCAUCAGUUCAGGAGACAGUUGUAGAAGAUGUUGGUAAUGAAGAAGAUGAGGAAAGAAUGCAAGAAACCCAGCCGGAGGAGGAAGAGCCUCUUCUAGUGCCCAGGGUGAAGGUGGCAGAGGAUGGCUCUCUGAUUAUAGACGAGGAGAGUUUAACAGUCCAGGUGUCAAGGGCAAAAGGACCCAAUCCGGCAGAAGACAGAGAUCCUAUAUUUGAACGUGGCUCUACCACCACCUACUCCAGCUUUAGGAAGGGCACCUACACCAAACCCUGGUCCAAUGGAGAGACUGAAAUGUUUUACUUGGCCAUCAGCAUGGUGGGGACAGACUUCUCCAUGAUUGGUCAGCUGUUUCCACACCGAGCUCGAAUAGAGAUUAAGAACAAGUUCAAGAAAGAGGAGAGAAAUAACUCAUGGAGAAUAGAUAAAGCUUUUAAGGAGAAGCAGCGUUUGGAUCUAGAUUUCUUCAAAAAAUUAAUGGAGCAGAUCCUAAAAAACGAGGAAAAUAAGAAAAACAAAAACAAAGAGCUCAUCAAGUUGGCUAAAGCGCAGAGGAGAGUCCAAAGGAAAGUGAGAGCAGCUAAAAGAAAGGAAAUGGACUCUUCAUCGGAUUCAGACAGUGAUGUGGUGGCUGGAGAAAAGGAGAAUGAGGACCUCUCAAAUGAUGGAGGAAGUGAUACCACUCCAAAGAAGCGCAGAGGAAGAGGGACGAAUACUCCAGACAGGAGAAUCAAGAGGACGAAUGGAGAGGCUGAAAUAGAUGAACCGGAGGACUGUGAAAAUCUUACUUCUGAUGGCCAGUCACAAGAUGACAGUAGAUACAAGAGUUCUGCUGUUAAACCAGCUCAGCUCAAAGGUCGACUGCAGAGACCGAUCCCAGACCUCAGCCGCAGAUGGGGGAACAGGUGCCCUGUGCCUAAAGGCAAAGAGAACGGGACCUCAGCCGGGGAGGAGAGUAAGAUGGACAAGUACCCCAAGGUGCCUUCAGCCUCUGUAAAAGAGAAGAAGCAGUCUGCAGUUCUCCUUGAACUGGAAGAUUUAGAGGAAGAAGAACCUGACCUGUGUGCUGUACAAGAACAGAUAUUCAAUAAACCAACCAGGUCAGGAAGGAUCCCUAAGCUCUCUCAGCAUGUAAUACAGGCAGCGGCAGAGGAAGAGGAAGAUGAGGAAGAGCUCUCUGAUCUUCCUGUGUUUUCCAAAGUUCGUGGUCAGGACAUUAAGGCACCUGGCCGGAGAGCUAAAUUAAAACCAGGUCCCAGAUUGAAACAGGGCAUGCCUAGGAGGGGGAAAUCUAGACUGGUGACCUUACUGGCCUCUGGAACUGAAGAUGGUGAUGAGGAGGAGGAAGUAGAAGAAUCUGUCCUGAGCCAGGAAGACUUUCCUUCAAAUCCUGAAGAGGAAAACCAGGCGUUUGUGCCAAUGAGUUUACGCCAUCUACCUCCUGUUAAUUCAGAGGUGGUAGAAACCAUGGAAGAGCUGGACAUUUCUGUGAAUGUGCCUGAUAUCCUGGGCACAUCCCAGAAUGCUUUGUGCCCCGAGUUGUCAUGUGAUCAGGGCACGGUGCCUGUUGGCCAGUUGGACCUGCUUGUUGAUGUCAUAGAGUUUCUUGACCCGGACCACAUGGAGGUAUGUAAAGAGAUCAACAAUGAAGCGGCCCAGACUCUUCUGACCAUCGGGAACUCAGCUCAGAUGAUCCAGACAUCAGAAAUGCCCUGUACAAGUGGAAAUGAGAUUGUUGUACAUGAAGAGGUCGUCCAUGAGGAAGUUAUCACAGAAACAGCCGUCAUGUCUGGUUCUUCGGUAAGCUGCGAUUCAGAGACAAAAGGUGACGUUGAAUUUUCGAGCUGUGAAACUCAUAUUCCAGAACCUUCUGCUGAAGAAACCUCCACCCCGAAAGAAGAACCAAUCAAAUCACAGACAACCGAUGCUCAUCCUGCUCCCAUUCAACAUGAGACACAGUUUCCACCAAGCAAAAGAGGUCGAUCCUCCAAACCCAAACCUAAUAUUGGUCAAGGUUUGAGAACCAGACGAGCUCCACAGCAACAAAUCUCUCCAGAACUUGUCACAGGUUCUUUGGGGACCUCUAAGGGUCCGUCUUCCACAGAACAGGAUAAAAAUGCAAUGCAAGAAGGCGGUGUUCCUGUGGAUCACCUGCCAGACUCCUCUACCAUCGGCCCUGAGGUACUACAGCCGGAUAUAUCAUCUGAAAGAAGAGAAGACAGUCCCAAAGUCAUUCCUGAAAGAGUGACUAAAGAAGAUAAUGGAUCGGUCUUAUCUUUGAAGAGAAAGAAUGAUGAUAUAAUCACAGAGGAAAAUAUAAAAGAACAAGAAGGGGCGAGAUCAGAACCACAGCUGACUAAAAGUGUGAACGAAUCUCAGAGCACAUCAGUUGAGCCCUCUAAACCUGUCAGGAGGUACCGCGAACUCAAACCUCAACCAAACCUGAUUCAGACAUCCAGACGCGCACAGACACAAAGCGGCACGACAUCAACCACAGCAUUAUUAAAUGAGAAGCCAUCUGCUGCUCAGCCUUCCAUGACCACUUUCAGUAAAAGUCCUGAAGAGGGUGCUGUAGUUACCACAGAACUUGAUGUAUCCAAAAGUGCAGCUCAACAAGGAGCAUCUAGCAUUGAAUCAGCAGAGACAGUCAAAGAUGUCACCCUGCCAGUUGUUUCUGAAAACGAGUCCAGACAGAAAACUGUGGUCAUGCUGGAUGAGAACAAUAGAACUAAUCCUGAGGAAGUUUGUGAAGGCAGCACUGUGGAACAUCCUGGAUGUGAAUCAGAAGACACAUCUGCUGAGCCCACGCCUGAGGAACCUGUGUUUAUACCGUCUCUCAUAGAAAUCCCACCCACUUUAGAUGAGGGGGUGGGGUUUCGGACAGAGCUCCUCCCACCUGUGGCAGCAUCUGAGUCGCAUUCUCAUGGUCAAAGUGCUAGUGAGAGCAGGGGGGUAUCUCACCUUCUGAUCACAGACGCUUUAAUUUCUGUGUCCGAGGAUGAGGAAAAGAAAAGUGAACAGGGAGACGUGGGCAAAUCUAGGACAGGAGAAUUGAAACGCAAGACACCAGCCUCCACAUCUCAGGGGAAUACCAAAGAUGAGAGUCAUCAUGUGGAAGGAUUGGAAAGCCUUGUGGUAGAGGGGACUGAUGAUGAGAAGGAACAUAUGGAAAAGAAAAGAAAAAUACCUGAGAGUACCAGGAGAGCAAAGUUGCAAGUUAAACCCAUCCCUGUUUCACGGAGAAACGCUCGAGGUGGUGAUGCUAAAGAGGACUCAGCAGCUCUCUCUUUUAAACAGACUACCUCAUUACCCGUUUCAACACGAGAGACGAGAUCAGUGCCAGAGCAAACUGUACCCGCUGUCAUUUCAUCAACGGAUGACUCCAUAUCAACCACCAUCUCUGACAGAGAAGCAACUACAGACCUUUCUGCGACUAGCGAUAAUACUCGUUCACCUGUCUCUGAAGAUUCUGUCCAGGAGGGUUCCUCCCAAGGCAUCAUGGGAAAAGUGGACCUCUCAGGCAAAAAGACAGUUGAGUUGGCUAGUAGAUCAGACUUGCAAAGUGUCAGUCAAAUCACGCCUAUUGCCACAAGUGGGCCGCUUACAAGACCUGGCAGAAGACUCAAAGGGUUCCUGUCCUUCAUUUCAUCGAAGAAUACACAAGGACCCCCAGCAGCUCAUCGAGGGGCCAAACCAGGCCCCCAAAAACCAGCAGUCAACACCGCACGUCCUGAGAGAAAGCGGAUAGCAGCCGGACCUGUUACCACUGCAACCAACCCUGGAGUAAAGCGACCCUCACAGACCCCUGCUUUCACCACUGCAUCUGUCAUUGAGCAGAACUCAGAUGAAGAACCCACAAGUGUCUCCAAGUACUUCUUCAGUGACAUCUUUACUGAAGUUGAUGAAUUAGAAGACAUGGAUUAAGGCCAAAGGUUGGAAUAACAAACCAGUCACAACUAACUAAAUAGUCAGAAAUAUAGUUUGACAAGUCGGGUGUAUAGACGUGUGAAUAUUUGAAGUUUUUCCCAGGACACUUUUACCAAGAGGAACCACAACUGAAGAGAUGCAGCGAAAACGUACCUCAGUAACAGCUGACAUGAUGUAUUUUAUGUUAUUAUAAUUUUAUUUAAGGAUAAAUAAGUAUUAAUUUAGUUAUGUUUUUGAUACUGUUGCACUCUUUUGUUACGUAAAGUUGUAUUAUAAUUCAUUUUUUUGUUGGUCUCGACCUGCAUUUU